AUGGCUUCAACUUCUACCCCUCCAGUAGGCCGAACACAAACCCGGAUUCAAGGACAAGCACAAACGGCUCCACAGAACCGCGGAAGUUUAACAAUCACGCAAUCACAAUCGAAUACAAAUGCUCCUGUUUUACGUUUGAGAGGUGCACCAAAUACAGAAAGUGAAAGUAGUGCGGAUGGAGAAACGGGUUUAGGAAGAGGUAGGAGGAUUCAGUGGGCGGAAGAUGUGGUGGAUAAUGAAGGGCUGGGGAGGAAGAAGAGUAAAGUUUGUUGUAUAUACCACGCUCCUCGAGCUAUCGAUGAGUCCUCGGAUGAGAGUUCGAGUGAUAGCGAUGAUAGUAGUAGUGAUGAUGAUGAUGGGAGUGCGAAACCUUCUGGAGGUGGAGGAAAAGGUGGUGGACAUGAUCAUGAUCACGAUCAUCAACAUGGAGAUGGAUGUGGACAUGGGAAAGGAAAGGGAAAGGGCAAAGAAAGAAAAAGAAGUCCCAAUGCUUAUGAGAGGCAGCCGAAUUAUAAGGGGAAGGGAAAGGGAUGA
Botrytis deweyae is the source of this 534-nucleotide messenger RNA. RefSeq lists its product as uncharacterized. Gene Ontology annotation, cellular component: nucleus. The transcript has 2 exons. NCBI's taxonomy places the organism in Eukaryota, Fungi, Ascomycota, Leotiomycetes, Helotiales, Sclerotiniaceae. The coding region runs from base 1 to 534 and encodes 177 amino acids. The record is from RefSeq and is a predicted model, not a curated record. Gene Ontology annotation, molecular function: protein serine/threonine phosphatase inhibitor activity; protein phosphatase 1 binding.